AUGUCGGCAAAUACACCUCAGCUGCAUAGGAAAUCACUUCUUUUUGCCUGCGGUCCAUUAGAUUCGGCCUCUUUCGAGGAGUUAAGCAGUAGGAAUCUUAAACAGCGUCCCAGGCGUAUAUCAAAAUGUCAGUUAAAAAAGCAAAUCCGGGAAGAAUUUCAAGAGCAGCAGAGACUAAGACGGGAGCGGCAACUACGUGGCCUAGUCCUUGGAAAGGGGCUUGGUGAGAGGGCUGAGAGGAUGAUUUUCAAAGGCUUUUAUAGACCCCAAAUGGUCCUCGAUGAAGGAAACUUGAGAGAAAGACCGGAUGGCUGCAGUACUACCACAUACUCAAAUGUUCCGUCAUUUUUACCAGAAAUAUCUCAGGGAAAAGCGUUUGAUAACUCAUUGAACAGGACAUUUUUGAACUCCGAUAAUUCUGGCCCAGGAUUACGGUCCUUUGACUCUCAUCCGCUUAGCGACGCAGGCACUCCAAUGCAUCUCGAAGCAACAGUCUCCACGCCUGGUUGCCUGCUGGGGAAUGGUCCGAGCGAAGCGGAGACUCCUCAAUCUAUUUCGAAAUUUCAGGAAUCCUGUGCCGAGAUUCGAGAUAGCAUUGAUAACUUAGAGUACGAACUCGAUUCGUUAUGUGUGCCUCACACAACUUUCAACAGUUUUUUGGAUGUCCUUUCUCGAGCUUUAGAGUUAGUAGAGCGUGGCAACCUCAAAGAGGAGUUCAUAUUGACAAAGGAUGAUUUUGAUAUGGGUAGCGGCAGCAUCGGCGGUCCGAGUGAGGAUAAGGCACCCAUCCACCUCGUCGGCGCUGAGGAAGUGAUGGAGUAUGUUUUGGAAAAUAUGAUCGAGACCUCCUUUGAGCUCGCGCCCGUCACUCAUACUGCGCAGUGGGUGUUGCAGUUUACCAUUACAUUUCUUCGUUCUUUGGUAGCGAUUACGGAGGAGGAUGCAUACCUGAGGCUUGAACUCCUGGCGCGAUGUGUGCGCCUGCUUGGGAGCACCGAGCACUUCUCCGCCACGCUACUCACGUUCGCGUUUCUUAUCGAGGAGUACAAUGCCUUUUACGAACUGGCCACUUCGGUGGAGGAUAACAUCGGGUCUCUGCUUAGUGAAGUGGAGUCUAUGUUAGAUGAAGUGCUUAUGGUGGAUUUUCCGUAUCGUCGAGCGAAGCUGCAGAAGGUUGAUAAGGUAAUCAAACUGAAACUGCAGCGUGUGAUCAUGCUUAUAAAUGAGGUGGACAGUAGCUGGAGGCCUACCAUUUACUUUCAUCUGUUCUGGAAAGACACAUUCUUGAGCAGGUCUUUCUUUCGUAUUCACAACAUUAUAUCGCAACGUUAUGUUUACUGCUCUUACGGCUUUGUUGAUGAGGCAUUGUAUACUAAAAUAUUUGAUUCCCGCGUUACUGGGCGGGUUUUGGGGACCAUGCCGUCUCAGCCACAGAUUGUGCUCGCGCGACGUGUUGAAUACGAGCGCGUCAUUGAGGGCCUCACAUACCAGCAAAUUGGGAUGUCGGUAAAAGGACAUUCCAGCCGUGUGGUUGGCUAUCAAAUUUGUAUGGGUGCGCGCUAUGUGCUGCGGCAAUUCACUCCAGAUUUUGACAAAGCCUGGGGUUUUAAGAUGGGCAUCACUUUUAAAGUACCGACUGCUGAUGAAAUGGAUAAAGUGAUCUCUAAAAUGGUGGCUCGGGCAAAAAAAAGGGCUGGAAUCGCGGGCUCUGAACGUCAACGGGGGGUGAUGACCUUCCUAACGCGAGGCGAUAAUUAG
Phytomonas sp. EM1 is the source of this 1758-nucleotide messenger RNA. Lineage: Eukaryota; Euglenozoa; Kinetoplastea; Trypanosomatida; Trypanosomatidae. The record is from the annotation of a GenBank genome assembly.